AAAACAAAAGACACAAACAAAGAAGAACUACUUUUUAAUGACGAGAAAAAAGUGAAACUUGCUUACAUUUCCAACGAUUCUUUAAGGAAAGCAACUUUCAAUAAAAGAAAGAAGGGUUUGAUGAAGAAAGUACAUGAACUCUCAACUCUAUGUGGCAUCACCGCAUGCACGAUCAUCUACAGUCCGUACGAUACCAGCCCUGAAGUGUGGCCAUCCAAUUCCGGUGUGCAAAAAGUGGUUUCAGAAUUUAAGACACUCCCAAAGAUGGAUCAACACAAAAAGAUGGUAGAUCAAGAGGGUUUUCUUAAACAAAGGAUCGCUAAAGGGACUGAUAAUUUGAGGAGACAAAGAAAGGACAAUAGGGAGCUCGAGAUGUCUGAAGUCAUGUUCCAAUGUUUGAUCGGAAACAUGGAGAUGAUUCAUUUGAAUCUUGUGGAUCUUAAUGAUUUGGGUUAUAUGAUUGAACAAUAUCUUAAAGAUGUUAAUCGCAGGAUCGAGAUUUUACGAAAUUCUAGAAUAGAGAUUGGCGAAUAUUCUUCUGUUGCAGCGACUAUUUCUGAAGGGAAUAGAUUAAUGGCGGAUUUUGUGGUUACAACCGCUCCCACCACUACAAUUUAUGAGGUGGGUUCUUCUUCCUCAUUCGCGGCUAUCGCGAAUUUUUUUAAUCCUAUUGAGCAUCAACAAUUUCGUCAUCCGGCAGCUCAACAUGUUGGAUUUAAUGAGCAACCUCGAAAUCUGAAUCUGAAUUUAAACCAGAAUCACAAUGAGAACCAACAACAAUGGUUUAUGGAAAUGAUGAACCAUCCUGAGCAAAUAAGGUAUACGGUGGAGCAAAUGACGUUUCAAUGCAUGGAUGAUAACCAUCACAACCACAUCCACCGUCAGCAACAUAAGCACCAACAUCAUAUCCCUAGAGAAUCCUCCACCACUCUUGAUGCCGCCAACUCAAGCGAUAUCAUACAUGUUACUUGUUCAAAGUAUUACCAAUAAUAAAUGGUUUUGUUAGGUUUUUGUUUAAUGUGGUUAUAAUAAUUCCGAGAGUUGACUGAUAAGUAAAAUUAUAAUUUGCUU
This is a messenger RNA of Arabidopsis arenosa, 1071 nucleotides long. Lineage: Eukaryota; Viridiplantae; Streptophyta; Magnoliopsida; Brassicales; Brassicaceae. The record is from the annotation of a GenBank genome assembly.